Messenger RNA from Ahaetulla prasina, 2639 nucleotides. Its product is annotated as acidic leucine-rich nuclear phosphoprotein 32 family member B-like. Gene Ontology annotation, cellular component: nucleus. The transcript is spliced from 7 exons. Gene Ontology annotation, molecular function: histone binding. Gene Ontology annotation, biological process: regulation of apoptotic process. The record is from RefSeq and is a predicted model, not a curated record. Bases 60 to 2426 code for a protein of 788 amino acids. Lineage: Eukaryota; Metazoa; Chordata; Lepidosauria; Squamata; Colubridae.
GGCCGUGGCGGUUGUUUGUGCGCUUGGCUGCCCGGCUGGCGGGAACGCGGCGCUGCGCCAUGGAGAUGGGGAAGCGGGUGACGCUGGAGCUGCGCAACAGGAAGCCGGCCGAGGUGAAGGAGCUGGUGCUGGACAACUGCCGCUCCGACGAUGGCAAGAUCAGCGGGCUCUCCUCCGACUUCGAAAACCUGGAAUACCUGAGCAUGAUCAACACCGGUCUUGUCUCCAUCUCUAACCUUCCCAAGCUUAACAAACUCCAGAAGUUGGAGCUGAGCGACAAUCGUAUUUCGGGCGGGCUGGAAGUCCUCGCAGAGAAAACGCCGAAUUUGACGCAGUUGAACCUCGGCGGGAAUAAAAUCAAAGAUAUCAGCAUGUUGAAACCUCUGAAAAAGCUGCCCCACCUGCAGAACCUCGACCUCUUCAACUGCGAGGUGUCGACGCUGAUGAACUACCGCGACAGCAUCUUCAGCCUCCUGCCUCAGCUGAUCUAUCUCGAUGGGUUUGACGCCAGCCACAUACAAGCCCCCGACUGGGAUCUGGAAGCCCACUGGAUGGACGAAGAUGAGGAAGACGAAGAAUUAGAUGACGAAGAUGACCUGGACGGCGAAGACGAGGCGAACGGGGGCGAUGAUGAGGAUGAAGACGAUGAGGAUGACGGGGACGAGGAUGAGGAUGAGGAUGAAGAAGCUGUCACAAGCCCUGUGCAUGACAUGAGUUGUCCAAGCAAGAAAAAAGUUCGUCAGUAUUCACAAGAAUAUUUACAACUUGGCUUCAUUCCCGCUAUCCAUGAUGAGCGGUCACCUUUCUGCCUCCUAUGCCAACAAUGCUUGACCAGCGAAUCAAUGGAACGAGGUUAUCUUGAGGCGCAUUUGAAGGAGAAACAUCGUGUGCACGUAAAUUCAGAUUUAAAUUUUUUCAAGUCUUUAAAGGAGAAGUUUGAAAAAGGUGUCAGUCGUACCCUUGAGGCUAGUUAUGAAAUUUCUUUACUCAUUGCUAAGUCUGGAAAACAUCGUACUAUAGGGGAGGAUUUAAUUAAACCAUCAAUAUCAGCAUUUCUUAAAACGGUUCUGGGAAAAGACGACGAAGACGUAAAAGCCAUGCCACUCAGCAGCAAUACUGUUAGCAGAAGGAUAGAUGAAAUGAGUGAAGAUAUUGAAGCACAACUUGUUGAAAAGCUGAAAUCAAGAAGUUUCUCACUACUAAUGGAUCAAUCAACUCUGAGAGACAAGGAGGCAGUAUUGCUAACCUACGCAAGGUAUGUUGAUAAAGGUGAAUUUGCUGAAGAAAUGUUAUUCUGCAAAUCAUUGGAGACCGCCGCAACCGCUACCGAUAUAUAUAAUAAGCUAAAAAAUUACUUUGAUGUCAAUUAUAUAUCAAUGGCAAACAUAACAUCUUGUGCUGCAGAUGGUGCUCCUGUUAUGAUGGGCUGCUUAAAAUUGAUGAAAGAUGAGAAUCCCGAAAUGCUUCUUGCGCGCUGUGUUAUUCAUAAAGAGAACUUAGUGUCCAAAACUAUUUCUCCUGUUCUUAAUGAGGUACUAAAAUCAGUUAUGAAAUGUAUCGAUGCUACCAAAGCUGAUGCCAAAUACGAGAGUCUCUUCAAGCAAUUUUGUGAAGAUCAAAAUGCAGACCAGGUGAAACUUCACCCUGAGGUAAGGUGGCUCUCAAAGGGAAAUUGUUUGAAAAGAUUCAUGGAACUAUUUGAUGUUCUUAGUGACUUUUUAAGUGACAAGCCUGAAAUGAAGCACCUGCUAACCACUGAUGGUAAAGCCUUUGUGAGUUAUUUAGCAGAUAUCUUUGAAAAACUGGACACGUUGAAUAAACAACUUCAAGGGACAAAUAAAACCCUUGUGGAUGCAAAGGCGAAGAUAUUCGGCUUCAUUACAUUGAUAGAGUUAUGUCAAAAACAUAUUUGUGAGAAAAGAUUUCACAUGUUUUAUUGGCUAAAAAAAUGCAAGGUGACUGCUACUGCUGUACUUGUCAUCGUGGCUCAUCUGAAAAUAUUGGCCUCCGAUUUGAAAGAAAGAUUUUCUGAUUUAAAACGGAUUGAUUUUCCGGCAUGGGUAGUGCAACCGAUGCUGGUGGAUCUAUCUGGGGUUCCAAUGCAGUACCAAGAGGAACUCUCAGAAAUGCAAAACGAUGAGUCACUUAAAACUUUAUUCAGUAUAAAAGGAGCGGCGGUGUGGCUUUGUGAUGAGACAGAAGCUAAAUACCCAAAUUCAACCUAUUUUGCAAGAAAAGCGCUGUUACCGUUCCCAUCUUCAUAUUUAGCGGAAUGUGGCUUUAGCGCUGUAAAUGAUUUGCUACUGAAGCAAAGAAAUGGACUGGAUAUCAGUGAACGAGGAGACUUGAGAAUGAAGCUGACUAAAUUGGAGCCUAAUAUCAAAUCUCUCUGCAGCGGCCAUCGAGCGCAAGCAUCUCACGACUAACUUAAUAAGGAGACUAAAGCUGCAAUCCGACAUUUUCCCGGGAGGAAGUCCCAUUGAAGGCAAUGGUACUUACUUCCGAAUAGACAUGCAUAGGAUUGCGUUGUAAAUAUGAUCUUGAGGUGAGCUCAAAUUGUAUUUUGAAUUUGUUAGGUGUAGUAAUUAAUCUGAUCAAAGUAUUACAGAAAAAGCUUUCAUUAAAAUUACGUUUAUGCA